UGGGCUCUUCUUCUCAUCGUCCUCUCUGGGAUCCGAAAUCGAGAUCGAGAGAGAGAGAGAGAGAGAAGAGGAUCGUUGGAGCGAGAUGGAACGAAUCCAGCCACCGGUGGAGAAUUAUGCGAAUCCAAAGACGUGCUUUUUUCAUGUUCUAUUCAAGGCUGGGGCUUUGGCGUUCUACAUCCUCUCGGCGCUGUUCUUUAACAGCUUUGUGAUCAUUUUUGUGGUUACCGUGCUGCUUGCGGCCUUCGAUUUUUGGGUGGUGAAGAAUGUGAGUGGAAGGAUAUUGGUUGGGUUGAGGUGGUGGAAUGAGAUUAAUGAGCAAGGAGAGAGUGUUUGGAAAUUUGAAUGCUUGGAUCAAGAGUCUCUUGCUAGGAUGAACAAGAAAGAUUCAUGGCUAUUCUGGUGGACUCUUUAUCUCACGGCUGUUGCUUGGAUAUUCCUUGGGAUAUUUUCUCUCAUAAGGUUUCAGGCCGAUUACCUGCUGGUUGUUGGAGUUUGUUUGAGCCUCAGUGUUGCAAACAUUAUUGGUUUCACUAAAUGCCGUAAAGAUGCCAAGAAACAGAUUCAGCAAUUUGCAACGCAAACCAUUGCGUCACGGUUUAGCUCAACAGUACAGGCUGCAUUCAGUGUCGUCUGAGAGCGUCGUCUGAGAAGUGCUGGAAAA
Molecule: messenger RNA, 664 nt
Organism: Dioscorea cayenensis subsp. rotundata (Guinea yam)
Lineage: Eukaryota; Viridiplantae; Streptophyta; Magnoliopsida; Dioscoreales; Dioscoreaceae
Product: Golgi apparatus membrane protein-like protein ECHIDNA
Exons: 6
Coding region: 86-637 (183 amino acids)
Biological process (GO): protein secretion; vesicle-mediated transport
Cellular component (GO): Golgi membrane
Source: RefSeq, a predicted model, not a curated record